CAACGAUCAGCUUCCUGGCCUUCCACAGCUUCCUGAACAGAUCCAUCCUGGCUGCUGCAGCCUCAAGCCUCAUGGAAGAGGGAAGCUCUCCUUGGAGCGAGUAAAGUUCUGCUUUUGGCUUUGCGCUUUUAGGCACGAGCAUCAUGAGUGGAAUCGCAGAGGGAGCUUUCCUCUCUCCGUCAAGGGAGUGAGGAGAGGAGGACAGACAAGAAGAAGUAAGAGAAGAGGAGUGGAGGGAAGGGGAGAGGAGAGGAAGUCAGAGGCAGAAGACAGGACCAAACUUUCCUCUAAAGGAUCUUUCCACCUCAUACUCUACUGACCAUGAGGCUGUGAAUCCCUCAUCCUUCUUUCCUCUUCUUCUUCUUCUUCUUCACUACCUGACCACAUGUCUCCCAAAGUGUCACCCACCCCUCAAAGCACAGGCGCCCACCUCUGGAUGCUGCUGUGGCCCCUGCUCUGUGCUCUGGUCCUGGCCAGAGGCUCCACGCUGAGCCCCGAGGACUUACAGAGCACUGCUAACACGUCGCUGCCCAGUGAGGACUGGACCGGCACGACGGCGAUCCAGCUGCAGCCGGACCUGCAGACUGAAACCCAGAUGCCGAUGGAAGCACAGACAGAAGCGCAGACAGAAGCGCAGACAGGGGCUCUGCAAACUCAGAGCACCACCAGCAACUACACAGGUCUGUCCUGUAUCCCUGUACUGCCGCCACGUCGGGGCUCCUUCUACGUAGAGAGUGGCACGGGCGUGUCGAUCGGCAGCGUGUUGGCCUUCUGGUGCAGGGAGGGAUACCAGCUGGUCGGCAGCGACAAAAUCUACUGCAACGUCCGCAACGGCAAACCGCAGUGGAGCAACUACCUGCCCGUCUGCGAAGCUAUCCCCAGACCUGAGGACCGUGGUCUGAGAGUGGCCGUGUUGGCUUCAGUCGUGAGCGGCAUCGUCAUCCUCGCCAUGUCCCUGUCCUUCCUCAUCUGCUGCCUGCAGGAACGAUCCAGUCGGGACCGAGCCAAGAAAGACGGACGGAGCAGGCGCAGAGAGAAGCGCUCGUCCCGUCGCAGCGAGUGUUGGCUGGAGAGAGAAGAAGGUGAUUGGGAAGCUUUCCCUCCUCCCAAGAUCUUCCAUCUCUCCCAGAGGAUGAACCCCCGUCUGGCUCCAGACAGUCCCCUCUACCUGACUGGAGCACUCGGUGGAUAUGAGAACAGAGGGUACCAGAGGAGUCAGGAGAGUUUGCUGAAGACCUCCCUGCCCGGACUCUACCGCUCCGAGUCUCAGCUCUACCCGCACGUCGUCCUGCAGAGGGUGCCGACUCCGACGGCGCCCUCUGCCCCUUCCGCUCCGUCCGCCCCCCUCUACCUCCACCUCCCCACCUCCUCCUCCUCUACCUCCUCGCCCGCCCACGCACCCGCCCACGCACCCGCCCACGGCCAUCCUCACAUGAUGGCGCAGUAUCCCACGCCGACGUACCCGCCCCACCCCAACACAGCUGUGCCCGCCUACCACCCAACGCCGGCGCCCAUCUACCCCAACCCCAACCCAAUGCCACAGCGGCCAUGGCAGUAGUCUUCCACUUAUACAGGGCGCUGUGCCGUCCUGCUGAAGCUGUUGAAGGGACGAGUUUUGGAGAAGUCUUUUUACUCUUCCUCAUCCCUGUUUUCUCCGACAAAGCAGAAACUGGAGAUGCAGCCGGUGCAGAAGCUCCGUCUUUUACCGCAUGCUUGCUGAACUUCUCCUGCAUUUUGGACUAAACAGGAACUGGACGCUCUCGAUUUUUCUCGUCCUUUUAUUCUCGCUGAACUUCUGCUUCCGCUUCUCUCUCUGCAAGAGGAGAUCUGUGGAGAAAGUCUUGCUUUUCUUUUUAGCUGUCAGAAAUUACAGGAAAGCUUCAAGUAGCCGGUUGACAAGGGAACACGGGAAGUUUUAAUUUAAAAGGUGCAGUGUGUAGGAUCUGGCGCCAUCUAGCGGUGUGGUUGCAGAUUGCAACCAACUGAAACUUCUCCCGUGUAUCAAGCGUGUAAGAGAACUACUUAAAGGUGAAACCGCGAUUGGCUCUAUCUAGAGCCAGUGUUUGGUUUGUCCAUUCUGGGCUACUGUAGGAACAUGGCGGCCGGCUCCGUGAAGAGGACCCGCUCCGUAUGUAGAUAUAAGCGUCUCAUUCUAAGAUAACGAAAACACAACGAUUCUUAUUUUCAGGUGAUUAUACACUAAAGAAAAUAUUAAAUAUUGUAUUCCAUUUCUGCCAAUAGAUCCCCCUAAAUGUUACACACUGUUCCUUUAAGGCGUACAAAUUCGGUUCAACCGUUCCGUUGAAGGAAACGAAGGAUUAGAAAGGACUUUGUCUACGGCCGCCACUGUUUAGGCAGCUCGAAUCUUCAUUUUUUUAAUAGUUUAUUGUUAAGAAAAGGAUCCCUAUCAGCCUUCCUGAGGUCCAAAUAAUCAUAUCUAGACAGAUAUAUAUAUUUUUGCUUUGAUGCUAAAGACUUAACAUGAAUUUCUGAAAUCUGAUGUGUGAUGUAAUGAAAGGUUUUGGGUCACUUUACAGCUCUUAUUAAUAUGUAUUUUACCACACUGCGUUGGAGAAAAGAGACUGGAGAAUGGAGCUUUAUGGGUAGCAAACACACUGCGAUUAACCUGCUGUUGUUGUUGCUGCAGCCGGCCAACUUUGUGCUGUUUGUAUGGAUUUAAUGAUGCAGAGAUCGUUUUAAAUUGAUCUUUUCUUUCUCACAGGAAUUGUUAGCUAAAUGUAAAAAGAAA
Sebastes umbrosus (honeycomb rockfish) is the source of this 2749-nucleotide messenger RNA. RefSeq lists its product as uncharacterized. The transcript has 6 exons. The coding region runs from base 386 to 1558 and encodes 390 amino acids. Lineage: Eukaryota; Metazoa; Chordata; Actinopteri; Perciformes; Sebastidae. Gene Ontology annotation, cellular component: plasma membrane. The record is from RefSeq and is a predicted model, not a curated record.